AUGAGCACCCCUCGACCAACACGGGGCAGCCGCGUCUCCAGCCCAUAUGUUGGAACGCCUGCAGCUGCGCCGAGCGAGUCUCAAAAUUCGAAUACCGCAAGAGCAGAGAGACCACGGACUUUCAUGGACAAAUGGGUUGAGCCUCCUCUGCCUGCUCCAAGACCGAGCUUUGCAGAGGCGGGAAUCGAAAGACAUGGUGUGGUUCAGAACAUGGCGCCCUUGGGAACACGACCGAGUUCGAAGAUGAUGAAGGCUGUCACUGCUAGAUUGGAGAGCGAUGGUCUUGGUAGGACAAACAUAAAGAGGGCUGCGACUUCGACAGUGACGACCCCUGGCGAGUCUGCGAUGACACCCGAACCUUUCUCGAAUCCAUUGCCAGUUCAACCAGAAGAACGAAGCGAGACCCCUGAGGUACGGGCUGCGACCAAGGCACCAGAGGAGCCUGCGAGUCCAGUCCCAUCCAUGUCGCGAUCGAGUGUCCCCCCACAAUCGAAUGGCCAAGGCGUGUUUUCUGUCCACAAAUCUCCCGUACCCGCGUCCAGGACGACUCCUACCACCUAUGAAGCACCCGUACUUCAAAAUACAACUCCAUAUGCUGCUCCUGCUGCUUAUGUAGCCUCGCCAUAUUCCACUCCAGCCCCAUCCGCGGCCCCAAUCAAUGCAGCUCCAGUAGCUUAUGCAGCUCAGACACCAGCACCUGUUCAUCACUCACCAUAUCCUCCCGCGCAAACACCUACACCCUCGACGUUAACUCCUCUUGUUGUUCCACCAUUGCCCAUGGACGACGAUGGCUUGCCCUCAAUCAAUCUGGAACUGACAGACAAGAUAGUCGAAAAAGCUGUCCAAGACGCUAUAGACUCCCUCAAGUAUCCAACUGCUUAUGCUUUACGAACCCUCUACGAUGAUCACCGCAAGAACAAAAGAAUUGUGCGUCUGAUCGAGGCUGUCUACAACGGACGCGGCACGGAUCGUGACUUUCAGGAGUUCAACAUCAUCAUGCGAAAGAAGAAGCGAGAGGGCAAGAAAGACCGUACUGGAGAAUAUUAUUUCAACGGGGACGGCAGCGAUCCCGCACCUGCUCAACACAGCUAUGCGGCUGCUCUUCAAGUUGUCAACCCUCCUGCGCAACCUUACAAAACUCCCUAUUCAGCCUUACCACCUCGACCCAGUACUGCCAACUCUGUCGCAACCGACCCCCAAGUUGACGCCUCGUCCAUUGCUCCAGCAUCAAUGCCUGCUUCACCUCAAGUGGCGACCAACGAUCCUGAUGAGCAUAUUGACAAGAAGCUGAAGAUGGGUAACGUGUUACCUUCAUUAGAAUUGAACGGCCACGGAGAAGCAAGUGCCAACGGGACAAAGAUGUCACAAUCACCUACGCCAAAUGGCAUGAUCAAUUCCACGCCCAAGAGAGUGCGAUUGAAUAGCGAAUCGAGCUCGUCUUCGCUUUCAUCCAUCGAUGAAAAUUUGUUGGGAGAGGGCGUGCUGAGUGCGGGAGUCUCGCCAGCUCGACCUGUAUCGAGCCGUCUGGGGCCUGGUAGCAUCGGACUUGGGUUUUUGGGAAACUCAGCACCUCGAUUUAUCUCGCCAUAUGCCAGCGCCAACAAUUUUGCGGCGGUCGCUUCUGGAGUUUCUGCUUCUUCUUCAGCUCCUGCUGGCUCAGGCGUCUCUGGUGUUGGUAUUGUGGGUGGUUCUGGGGCUUCGGUAGCCGAGAACGUUGCACACAAUAGCAACCAGGGCCAGCCAAUCACUAGACAAGCGAGCUCAGCACCCAAAGCACCCCAAGUCUCGGCGGCGAAGGCCCCCAGGACCAGAGCCAAAUGCUCCAGCCCUUCGGAUUCCUUCGACAACAAUUCUCCUUCCUCCACUCACAUUCUCUCCACCACCACCCAUAACAACACCACUAUCGCCGACCACGCAAACAACCACGACACAUCUUCGUCGUUGUCUGCAUCAAACAACAAUAUGGCUCCAGCCGCCUUGCUUUCGCAAGAAUCCCUUUCUUCAUCAGAUUCUGCUCCCGUCGCUGCUGCAGUACCAGCCAAAUUCUUGAAGACCAAGAACGGUCAUGGCCCAACGGUCAUCGAAAAUGAAGAAGUUCGCAAGCGAAAGCGUGAGGCCCGAGAGAAGUCCAACAAGUAUGUUGGCCGUGAGGAGAGCUAUGUACGAAGUUCAACGCAAGGUGCGCCAGCUGUGCAAGAGCCCGAGUCUGCCUCAGAUGUGGAUUCUGGUGCACCGCCGCCCAAGAGACGCGCUCAGAUUCGACUCAACGUCAAGAAGCCGAAGCAACACCACACCCGCAAUCACCCUGAAGAAGAGCCAGAUAGCUCCCCUACGACACUUGGCUUCCGUCCAGAUAUUGCUCCUGGAUCCGUCAACACAUCGCGCGCUGGCACUCCUCCAUUACUUACCCGACGAACGAGAAAGACGAAGGCAGCUGGCUCCGGUCUCCGUUUGAAGUCAUCACCGAUCAAGAAGAAGGGUGGAACUUCUGCAGGAUUGCCCAAAGAGAGCGGUCCCAAAUCCCCCAGUGGUACUGGAGCUACCAGCAACCAGGAGGAGAUAGACAACAACGACUUUUGCAGCGCCUGUGGUGGAAACGGUGAUCUCGUGUGUUGUGACGGCUGUGUUCGCUCCUUUCACAACAAAUGUUGCGAUCCACCCCUGGCAGAUGAUGUCGCAGAACGAUCCGGAGAGUCAUGGUAUUGCAAUAAAUGCCAAGCCAAGGACGAUGAUUCACGCGGCUGGCCCUUCCAAAAGGUCAAAGUUUUCGACCAGAUGCAGUAUUGGCUGGAAGAUACUAAUCCAAGUUCAUUCCAUCUCCCCAAGGACAUCCGUGAGUACUUUACCGAUGUUAAGACCGGCACAGAAGGCGAGUAUGAAGAGGUGCAACCACCACCACCGCCCAAGAUCACGAAGAAAAAUGCCGAGGAGUUCAACAUCGACUACUUCAGGAAGAAGGAUGCUAAAGGCAAUCCCGUUCUCUGUUAUUCCUGUCACUUGUCCGCUUCUGCUCCCGAUCGUAUGAUCAUUCCUUGCAGCUUCUGUGGUCUAAACUGGCACUUGGACUGUCUCCCUACCCCCAUGGCAAAGGAGCCCAAUCCAUUACGACAAUGGCGAUGCCCAGCGCACGUUGAUGAUCUCUUGGCUACUCUUCCACAAUUUCUCGGACCAGCUCAUCGAUUCCGUACGAUCAAGGGCGCUCCUGUCGAAAUCCCAGCUAUCGAUCGCGGUUUCAGAAACAGUGGACACAUUGAGAUUGAGAACGAUGAUACUGAUGUUGAGGAAGAGCCUGGUUUCUUUGAGCAUCGCGAGUUUGGCAAAAUCUACAAGCUCCCAGAGAAGGGUAUCGCUCUUGACUUUAUUGCCAAGGUUAAGCAGAUGGGCGGAGGCUACGUUCCAUCACGAUUCAGUGCACGCGCUGAACAUGCUGCACAACUCAAGAACCGAGCACAUGCUUGGCAAUCCGUUACGGAUUCCUUGAGCAGCAGGUGGAACAAAUCGGACCUGUAUCGUCAACAGGCUGCACUCAAUCUCGCCGCUAUGGCAACAUCCACUCCAGAAAUAGAAGCGACAGGCGGUCUCAAUAUGCUGGUCGACACUCUUCUUACCGAAGCUCCUCCGGCUGCUGUUGCCAUGAUCGGACGUGGUGAUGCUCUCAAUAUUGCUGGAGCGGGCAAAUUGAGCAACGAGGAGAGAGCAAGUCUUAAGGCCAUGAAAGCCAGAAUUGACAGCCGUCUCGAUGCUGAUUCUGUGGGAAGCGAGGUGGCGACCGAUCCGACCUUCAGCGAUCCAAUUACGAGCACCGACGAUGCCGACACAACGAUGUCUAUGGACGAUGAACCUGCAGUCGAGCAAACUCGAGCAGCUGAGGACUGA
This is a messenger RNA of Mollisia scopiformis, 3876 nucleotides long. RefSeq lists its product as uncharacterized. Gene Ontology annotation, cellular component: Rpd3S complex. Lineage: Eukaryota; Fungi; Ascomycota; Leotiomycetes; Helotiales; Mollisiaceae. The transcript has 6 exons. Gene Ontology annotation, biological process: regulation of transcription by RNA polymerase II. Bases 1 to 3876 code for a protein of 1291 amino acids. The record is from RefSeq and is a predicted model, not a curated record.